Messenger RNA from Arabis nemorensis, 348 nucleotides. Lineage: Eukaryota; Viridiplantae; Streptophyta; Magnoliopsida; Brassicales; Brassicaceae. The record is from the annotation of a GenBank genome assembly.
AUGCCAACUUUGAAUCUCUUCACAAAUAUCCCAGUCGACGCCGUCACAACUUCCGACAUCCUCAAGGACGCUACUAAAGCCGUCGCUAAGAUCAUCGGAAAACCUGAAUCCUAUGUGAUGAUACUGUUUAACAGUGGAGUGCCCAUUGCAUUUGCUGGUACCGAGGAACCUGCUGCAUAUGCAGAACUGAUAUCUAUUGGGGGAUUAGGACCAGGCGUAAACGGGAAGCUUAGUGAGACGAUAUCUGAGAUUCUACAAAUUAAGCUCUCUAUUGAUAGCUCUCGCUUUUAUAUCAAAUUCUACGAUUCCCCGCGCCCCUUCUUCGGAUUCAAUGGAUCAACUUUCUGA